This is a messenger RNA of Xyrauchen texanus (razorback sucker), 2723 nucleotides long. RefSeq names its product ras-related protein rab7-like. Gene Ontology annotation, cellular component: late endosome; phagocytic vesicle; lysosome. The coding region runs from base 138 to 755 and encodes 205 amino acids. The record is from RefSeq and is a predicted model, not a curated record. Gene Ontology annotation, biological process: endosome to lysosome transport; phagosome-lysosome fusion. Gene Ontology annotation, molecular function: GTP binding; GTPase activity. Lineage: Eukaryota; Metazoa; Chordata; Actinopteri; Cypriniformes; Catostomidae. The transcript is spliced from 6 exons.
CCAGGAAGGAAAACACAGUCACUCAACAGUUGAUGUGCAUCUGGAUCAUUACAAGCAUUGGUUGAUUUUCUUCCGAACAUAGUGAGGGAAGUUUACCCGCUGCGACGUCGAGCGAAGAGGUUUUUCUUCAACACAUUAUGGCUUCUCGGAAGAAGGUACUGCUUAAAGUGAUCAUCCUGGGGGAUUCAGGAGUCGGGAAGACCUCUUUGAUGAACCAGUAUGUGAAUAAUAAGUUUAGUAAUCAAUAUAAGGCCACUAUUGGAGCUGAUUUCCUCACCAAAGAGGUGAUGGUGGACGACAGACUUGUCACUAUGCAGAUUUGGGACACAGCUGGUCAAGAGCGAUUUCAGUCUCUGGGUGUGGCUUUCUACAGAGGGGCGGACUGUUGCGUACUGGUCUAUGACGUCACAGCACCAACUACGUUUAAGACUCUGGAAAGCUGGAGGGAUGAGUUUCUCAUUCAGGCCAGUCCACGUGACCCAGAAAACUUCCCUUUUGUUGUGCUAGGCAACAAAAUUGACUUGGAGAACCGACAGGUUACAACAAAGCGGGCUCAAGCGUGGUGUCAGAGUAAGAAUAGUAUCCCCUAUUUUGAGACCAGUGCCAAAGAAGCCAUUAACGUGGACCAGGCCUUCCAAACUAUAGCUCGCAAUGCACUUAAACAGGAGUCCGAAGUGGAGACGUAUGAUUUUCCGGAUCAGAUUAAACUAAGAGAUGACAGACCUGCCUCCACUAGUGAUGGCUGCAGCUGCUGAAGGAGAAAAGAAACAUGGCAUGGAAUAGAAAGAUCUAGUUUAAAUAAAAGGAAGGAGAGAUGAAAGGAUGGAAAAGAUCCAGGCCUGUCACUCUAGCACCCAUCCUUCCCUCUUGAGUUUUUGUUUUCUCCUUUGAAAUCUCCAGGGUAUCAAAUGCCACAUGUGAAAGCUGAACAUCCAUUUUAUUGCUGAACUUCAAGUAACGUGUGGUAUGAUGAACUGUCCAUGGAACAGGAAGACCGAUGUUUUGCAAAUCCUCUGAGGUUGCAUUUACAAUAUUACAAGUCUUACUAUCACUACAGAUGUCGAAGAAUUUCCUUGUCACUACUCCUGCUGUCCAUGUCAUUUUAUUUUUAUUUUCUCUGAAAGGAUUCUUUUUGUCUGCUUAUUCAUUGGGACAUUUUGUCAUUAAUCUCUGCACCAAUUUAAAUCCUAUGCAGAAUGUGCAUUCUUUAAUAUAUAUAUAUAUAUAUAUAUAUAUAUAUAUAUAUUUAAUAGGGCUGGGCGUUAUAUUUGAUAUUAUGUUGUUGCUAAUAUAAAAUUAACUAACAUAGCGAUCAUUUUUUUUAUAUUGUGCUUUUCAUGUUGAAAAAGUUUAAGCUGAAGUGCAUAACUUUUUCUGAAUACUUUCUCCUAUCCCAGCUUAAUACGUUGAGACAACUAUAAGUAAGCCAUUCGGAGGUGGCCAUUUUCUCGAAAACUGUAAACACUGUGUCUCUGUGGAGCUACAGUAUAAAAAUUCCUCUUUUUGUUUUGAGUGACCCAUCCAGCCAGACACAGCAACUUUUUUCACAGAAAUUAUUGCUCCCGCUCCUUGUGUCACUGCUUGCGAGACUGAGAUACUUUCAUAGUGACUCAGUUGCAAAAUGCAGAUAGAAGUAACCAAUUCCAAUUGAAGUGUCCAAUUUAGUUUGAAAGCAUUCAUUCAAAGCACUGGUUUAACAAUUCGUUCACAUUUGUAGUGUUUUUACUAGUCAAAUAUUUAAAGCUGAACAAGUACUCGAUUACUUGUUCACAUCAUCCCUGAAAAAUGAUUACGGAAGUCCCUGCAUUGCAUUUUACAUGCUUUGCUAUGUUUUAGAAAAGAAACAUUAAUAGGUAAUUAUUGCCAUAUAUUAGUAUAUAUUGAUUUAUUGGUGCAUAUGAAUCAAAAUGAUCAAGAAUAAUUCUUCCUUGCGUACAUUAAGGGAAUGCAUGUGGAAAACAUUCCUUGGUUUUUUUUAACUACAUUUUACUUCUUGAUGUAAACAUGUUAAAUCUACUUGGCAGCAGUGGCUGUUUGGUAGACAUGACAGUUCAUCUGAUUGAAAAUGAAAGAGUCCCUGUUCAAACUAUUUCAGGGCAAUAUGAAUAUCGAUUCAAUAUAUAAAGUAUACUGUCAAAAGGAUUCAAAUAUAACUAUAUAGCCCAGCCCUAAUAUGCCAUGAAGGACAAACGGCCUUUUUGAAGUGGAUAACAAAGUGGAUUUUUAUAAUCGUGUAUAUUACCUUAAUUGGUCAUAAAAUUUGGCUGUUGUAGGUUUCUGACAUAAAACAUCAGUUUUUGUUUUUCAAUUUAAUUUGACUGUACAUGAUUGUUUUUGUAAAAAAUAUCUUCAGAAUGUUUCUUAGUCUAAAAAUACAAGUGAUGAACUUCUACAAAACAGGUAUUUAUUUUUUUGGACAUAGUGAAUCAUUUGUUCAGUGCUUUUCAUUAGAGGUCGUGUAAAUUGCAGAACUGACAUCCAAAUAAGUUGCACACGGUACAGAAAAAAAACACUCAUGAUGUUACUCUACGUGUUUUGAUUUGCCUUUGUACAUUUACAUGGUAUAUUGUAUUAAUUAAUAUAUAUCCAUAGCCUACCUAAACGCUCCUCAGUUUUGUAAGCCAAAAUGCAAACUUGCAGUAGGAAUCUUUUGAUUUUGGCCAAAUGUAAGAAUGACUUGAAAACCAAAAAAAGGUAAAUAAAGGAAACAUUUACAACCAAGC